GACGCUUUUGUCAAAUGUAUCUUACCAUGUGAGCACAUGUAAAAAAACGUAUAACUCAAGUUGGAACGGCAGUGUCUAAAUGUACUUGAGUCAGUCUGUGGAUUUCAAGGAAUGGAUAGGGAACGUGUUACCGCUUUAACUGUUUUGGUGACCAUUGCCGCCUUAGCAGUCGUCAGCGUGGACACAAAAACAAGCUGCAGAUUAUGCAAACCAGGGUACCACAUGGUGAGAAGAUGUAAGGAAGAUCAACCAAGCACAACAAGAUGUGCCAGGUGCCCAGCAAAUUCCUACACGGACAUUCCGAACUUGGAGAAGGGGUGUUAUCCCCAUCGCAAGUGUAACACCACCAAGGAAACUGUGGUGUUCCCUGGAAACUCAACACAUGAUGUUAUAUGUAGACUUUGUGAUGGAAACAACCAUCCUUGUCAGCAAAGUCAAGAGUGUCCACCAGGAGAAGGCGUUAAAAUAACAGGGGGAUGCGGGCUAUGUCUUUAUGGAACCUUCAAUAACGAGAGUUCUAGCACACUGCCAUGUCGGCCCUGGACAAGGUGUUAUGACCUAGGGCUUGUCACAAUUAAAGGAGGAACCUACACAGAGGAUGCUACUUGUGGAUAUAGAAUAUUAAAUGGUCAUGGAGGUUCCGACCUAAGCGUUGAUAAAGCUAUCCACACGUCUGAGGAAUCUAACAAGAUAGAGGAACGCAACUUGUUAAUCAUAAACACUUUUAUCACUGGGGUAAUGUUUCUUAUCAUACUUUGUUCCGUGGUUUUCGUCGCAUCACAAAAAGCGUGCAGGCAGAAAACAUAUGAGGAAGGAAACGAGGCCUUGCCAAUACAGUGUGAGGACACUCAUCCAAAGGAACUGGAGGCUGCGUGUAGCUUCAACAGUGCAUCACAUCUUCUUCCCGACCAAAGCACAAGUGACACACUCCCUUCCUCAUCAACAACACUAGCAACACAUGAUGAACAAGAAGCCAAUGAGUGGUCACCAAUGAUUGCACCAUCAUUGUAUGUUCAGCAAGCACUACCUGAAGACCAGGGUGCCUGCUAUGGGUUUCCAGUGGCUGAUGGGUUCCACACAUUGCCCAAGGCAACGACUUCUGCCAACACGGCUUCAGACAGACGACAUGACUUGCCAUUCAGGCCCAUGUCCUGCUCCACAGAUACCAUCCCUUCAACUUUAGCCUCCUCACAUGAAACUUCUGCAUCCAGCCUAGAGUACCAGCAGAAAGUUAACUCCGCUCUGUCUCUAUCUUAUGCAAAAGUUCUCUCAGCAAGUGCAACCGAGGAACUGAAAGCAAACCUUGGGCAGCAGUGGACCGAACUCGCACGUAGGCUAAAGCUAACGGAGCACCAGAUUAACCAGAUUUUAAAUGAGAACAGGUCAGAUUUGCAGGCUCAAAUUUACAGCAUGCUUCGCUGCUGGCAGGAUGGGAAGACAGGAGAAGAUACAAUCCCUGAGCUAUAUGGUGCUCUUAAAGAGUGCAAUCGUCUGGACAUUUUGCAAAAGCUACAGGCUUUGGAAAAAUAUGAUAAGCAAAUGACCUCUGUCUAAAGAAAUUAGAACAUUGAUAGAAGGAAAACAAAACAGUGGGGUUAUGUGGCGCAACGACAGAGUGCGUGACUCGGAACCUAGAGGUCCCGGGUUCGAGUCCUGACAUGCCACCGAUCUUGUGCCCUUGGGGGAGGCACUUUACACG
Branchiostoma belcheri (Belcher's lancelet) is the source of this 1699-nucleotide messenger RNA. RefSeq lists its product as uncharacterized. Bases 112 to 1554 code for a protein of 480 amino acids. The transcript is spliced from 10 exons. Lineage: Eukaryota; Metazoa; Chordata; Leptocardii; Amphioxiformes; Branchiostomatidae. Gene Ontology annotation, molecular function: protein binding. The record is from RefSeq and is a predicted model, not a curated record. Gene Ontology annotation, biological process: signal transduction.